AUGAUUUUGUGGUUAGUAUUCUUCACGUUGACGAACCAAGAUGAUGGGGUGAUCGCUGAGCCGUGUCCGACUUGGGGCGACUGGCGCAACUGGACAAGUGAAUGUACGUGGCUUCCGAUGACCUCGGUCAAAACGCGGAUCGAAGUCGCAUGCGGUCGAAACAUCAGCUCAGACAGCAACUCGAUUCCUCUACCAGACGAUUUUCAGGCUCCCGAGCUCUGCGGCUACUGUUCCGCCAAGCUGCGAUGCAGAAAACGGCCUCACAAGGAAAACUGCGCCUCAAUCGAUAUUGAAAACAGCUUGUGUACCGAAUAUGGAAACAUCUGCGAACUUAACCCAACAGCAAGGGCAGGGUGCAACUGGCAAAUUUAUGGCGAAAUGCAUCGACAGUGCAUCGACACGCCUGCGAUAUCUGACAUGAAACGCGAAGAACACCGCAAGCUGAUGACCGACGUGCCGGAAAUGAGUUGCACAACGAUCGGUUCGAAGUGCAGAUGCUGUUGUCUUCCUUGGGAGCCGAACAGCCAGGGGACGGAAUGCGUCAAACCCGAGUUUAACCAGUGUAGGCCAUGGAAAGAGUGGACCGACUGGAGUCAGUGCCUUUGGUUUCCGCAAGGAUGGAUGGUUCGCAACAUCAGACAGCACUGUGCCCUUGACUACAAGGUCGACAUCCCGAACAUGUUCCACGCUCCAGAAGGACAGCAGUUCACAGAAAAAUGCGGCUUCUGUAGCUUCCGUGUUCGUUGUCGCAAGCGCAUCUCGACCUCAGGUUGCUUGUGA
Soboliphyme baturini is the source of this 780-nucleotide messenger RNA. Lineage: Eukaryota; Metazoa; Nematoda; Enoplea; Dioctophymatida; Soboliphymatidae. The record is from the annotation of a GenBank genome assembly.